AUUUUUACUUUUUUAAUAUCUGAUCUUUUUCCCUUAUCGCAAUGCCACCUAAAAAAUCACAAUAUACAAUCAAAUACAAGGAUCAUGAAAUCCAACCUGAGAAUUUCAGCACUGGGUACGAGCAGAAAAGAAACAAAAACGGCGACGCAGUGUUUAAGAAAGGGAAGCCAGUUCUUGUUCCGGUUAGAAAGCGGCUCGCACAGCCAGACGAUGUGCAAACUGCACAUGCGAGCGAUGAAAAACGAUUUCGCACUGAGACCUCUUCUAGACCUACGACAAGUCAAGAUGCGAGUGCGUGGGAUGAUUAUGCAGAGGAGUAUGACGUUGGUGACGAUGAUGAAAUGAAUAUUCCUCUUACUUCGCCACCCACACGUACCAAUCAAGGCCGCGUAGAGAGAGUCAAGGAAGCUUGGGGAGAACUAAUGCCAAAGCUUACUCAAGCUUAUAUUGCCUGUUUUGAGGGCGACGGUCCACAGUACAAAGCGACAAACCUCAACACCGCAGUAGAACCUUGUAAUGGAUGUGCCAAACCUAAAAUGGUGACGCGUAACGUUGAUUGCGUGUACAUGACUGGUAUACAAAAGGGAACGCUCAUUUAUUGCAAACAAUGUUAUCCCGAUGAACCAGUAUACCUUAUGAGGCAUCAUUUGCUUGCAGCAACACCCACGCAGCCAGAAAUGGCGUUUCACCUCUAUGUUUUGGAGUUUUACGCCACGCUUCGAGGGUUUGGACAGACAGCUGUCCAAGCAUUUGGAAGCACCGUAUCUCACGUUCAUGAUUUCCAUAAAGAUGAAACGUUGCGUAAAAAUCUCGGCCAUGCGUUCUUUAAGUAUUUAGAGAUUGCCACGCUAGUAGAAGAAGAACUGGUAUCGGAAAAUGAAUGGGCAAAAGAAGAAUACGGAUGUCCUGCGUGUCCUCCAAAUCGAAUGUUUAUCGCUAUCGAUGGCAAUAUGCAGCUUAAACGUUAUAAAGCAAAUGAGCACGACAAAGAAAAGUAUGUCGAGAAACGGUAUUUUUCCGCUGACGAGCAUCAAGCCAAGUAUGACGAUCAUACCAUCCGUGAAGGAGUUAGUGAUGCAUCACGUAACUGUGACAGCAGUUUUAAAGCAACCGCAAACGCUUCUCGCGGUGAUCCCCUCUGUCAUGAAAGUGGUUUAGUAGGAGCUAUCUGCGCUCGACAUGAUAUUCCUUUAGAAUUCACAAAUAUAUUUGAAUCUGGAGAAAAAUUCAAGUAUGCCCUUGCCAUCAUUGACGUCUUAUUGCAAAAGCCAGGCGUGAAAAUUGAGGCAUUGAUGUAUGACAUCGCUUGUCGAAUCAAAUCAGCCAUACGAAGCAAUUUUCCCGAGCUCAGGGACAAAAAUAACACGAAGAUCGCAGUUAGCGUUUUUCACGCGUAUGCACAUUCGAUGAAGUGUCAAGUCGACUAUAACCCACGUUAUGUCAAAGGGCUUGGCUUGACCGAUGGAGAGGGCAUGGAGCGACUUUGGUCGUAUUUGGGACAGUUCGUUUCCAUCACUCGACCAAUGAGCGCAAAAAACAGAGUUCUGACGCUUUGUCAUGCGAUAUCACACUUCAAGCAAAUUCGUGUUUCGACUUUACGUAAGUUUUUUCUGUAAAAAAAAGUAUCUAUUUGCUUCAUCAGCGAUAAACCUAUCA
Messenger RNA from Zychaea mexicana, 1656 nucleotides. RefSeq lists its product as uncharacterized. The transcript has 8 exons. The record is from RefSeq and is a predicted model, not a curated record. Lineage: Eukaryota; Fungi; Mucoromycota; Mucoromycetes; Mucorales; Lichtheimiaceae. The coding region runs from base 42 to 1616 and encodes 524 amino acids.